AUGGCCAACUCAGCACUAGAGAUAGUGGGUCUAUUACUGACCCUGAUUGGGCUGAUUGGGGCGGCAGCAAGCACUGGGAUGCCGAUGUGGCGAGUCACAGCCUUCAUUGGGGAGAACAUCAUUGUCAUGGAGACCCGCUGGGAGGGUUUGUGGAUGAACUGCUUCAGACAAGCCAACAUCAGAAUGCAGUGCAAGGUGUACGACUCUCUCCUGGCCCUGUCCCCUGAUCUACAGGCGGCACGGGGGCUCAUGUGCUGCGCUGUGGCGCUGGCUGGCCUCGGUAUUCUGAUCAGUUUACUGGGGAUGCAGUGCACCUCGUGUAUUGCAAACAACGACCGAGCUAAGCGGCUGGUCCUCAUCAUUGCAGGAAGCAUGAUAAUAUUGGCUUGCGUCUGCUGUGUUAUCCCUGUGUCCUGGACAGGUCACGUCAUCAUCACGGACUUCUACAACCCCUUGCUGAUCGACGCCCAACGACGGGAGCUCGGAGAGGCUCUCUACAUUGGCUGGGUGGCCUCUGCUUUCUUGUUGGCUGGAGGAUGCAUGUUUAUGUGUUGCAAUCUGCAGUCUGAGGAUAAAGGUUCAGAGAGGUAUGUGUACUCAAGGAACUCCGAUUACAUGGCAUAUCCUCCACAGACACUACAGCCUCAACAGCUGGUGAGGUUUCCCCAUACACAUCCUCAAUUUCAGCCAGUGCUGUCAAGACACCCAUCAACCAACUACAGCUACCAGUCCAGACAACCGUCUGUCCGCAGCGGGGUGGCUUAUCUCUGA
Messenger RNA from Perca flavescens (yellow perch), 771 nucleotides. RefSeq names its product claudin 8.1 (gene cldn8.1). Bases 1 to 771 code for a protein of 256 amino acids. Gene Ontology annotation, cellular component: membrane; bicellular tight junction. Gene Ontology annotation, molecular function: structural molecule activity. The record is from RefSeq and is a predicted model, not a curated record. The transcript has a single exon. NCBI's taxonomy places the organism in Eukaryota, Metazoa, Chordata, Actinopteri, Perciformes, Percidae.